Rhizophagus irregularis DAOM 181602=DAOM 197198 is the source of this 840-nucleotide messenger RNA. The record is from RefSeq and is a predicted model, not a curated record. NCBI's taxonomy places the organism in Eukaryota, Fungi, Glomeromycota, Glomeromycetes, Glomerales, Glomeraceae.
AUGCCUAUUUCGUUAGAUACUUUUAUUUUAGGCGGCACUACUGAUGAGAUAUUCGUGACUGUUCUUGACGAUGUAGUCCUCAUAAAUGAUUUUAAAAUUAACAUUAACGCACUUAAAAUUUCAAGUCUCAAGGAGGUUGAUGUUGGUAAAGACAAGCUUAAAGAUGUUGAUACUGAAGAGAAAAUCCGAAGCAAACUUAGAGGCGAGAAAAUGAUAGCAGGGAACCUUUUUACUGAUUAUUUUAAAGUUGAUCAACCUGUUGACAGGAAUGUUCAUAUCAUCAUUGCAAUCUCUACUACCGGCAAGUGUCUCAUAAUAUUUUCUAUGUUGAAGGAACUUAAGGAAAAGGAGUCCGGGCAAGAAUUCUAUACAACUCGUUUUACUAGUGAAGAGAUCAAGAAUCUUUUUACUCAAUACGUUGAGGAAAAUAAACUAAAUGUUGAUGUAGAUGAAAUUGUUGCAGAUAUUUACUCUCUUACUCUUGGACACAAGGACCUUAAUGAGAAUGAAAUAGAAAUCCUUACGGAGGUCCUUUACCAUGGAACUAAGCAACUCUUAGAGGAUAUAAAAAACAAAAAAGAUGUGCAAUUCCUCCUUGCAGAAGGAAUUAUUGUUAAAGUACCACAUACUAAUUAUGAAUGGAUGAUAAUAGAGUGUGCUGCACCUAUCCUUCGUAAUAUUAUGCUUUCCAGAAUACAUAGACCCACUAUUAAGCAUUCUUCACCUAUUGAUACAACUAAUAUUGAUCCCGAAUGGUUGUUGGCACGUACUAUUGAGGUUAGAGAGUAUGAUGAAGAAGGUCAACGUCACCAGCGUCUAAACAUUCUCAUUCAUGAGUAA